Messenger RNA from Vigna unguiculata (cowpea), 2289 nucleotides. It is a transcript of the gene NSL1, whose product is annotated as MAC/Perforin domain-containing protein. The record is from RefSeq and is a predicted model, not a curated record. Gene Ontology annotation, cellular component: plasma membrane. Gene Ontology annotation, biological process: plant-type hypersensitive response; regulation of salicylic acid mediated signaling pathway. Lineage: Eukaryota; Viridiplantae; Streptophyta; Magnoliopsida; Fabales; Fabaceae.
UGAACACGAACCAACCUGUCCCUUUUACGCUCCCAGAACCACCCAAAGAGAAAAAAAAAAAAUGCCCCGCGUAGAACAACAACACCCUUUGAAACGUUGCGUAUUGCAGGAACAAGAACAGCGUAGUCAAGUCAACAAUCACUUAAAAGACUCGUUCUUCUUCUCCUUAACUCUUCUUAUUGUGAUCCAUGACCAAAGAGUGAGGCAAGACAAACAACCACACAGUUGAAUCAUCACUCUACACCUGGUGAGGAAUGAUGGGCAUGAUCAACGUGAGCAUUGCGGUCUUGGAUCCCCAGAUGGCCGCAGAGAAAGCAGUGAAGGUGAUUGGUCAAGGGUACGAUCUUUGCAGAGAUAUAAGAUUCUCCGUUUGUAAAUCUAGAUUGAUCGAGAUUGAUUCAUCACACACUAGAGACCUUGUUUUUCCCGGUGGGGUUGUUGUGGACGAUGUUCCCAACUCCAUCAAGUGUGACAAGGGUGAACGCACCAGGUUUCACUCUGAUGUGCUCCCAUUCAAUCAGAUGUCUGAGCAUUUCAACAAACAGUUAUCCUUGUCCGGUAAGAUUCCAAGUGGCCAAUUCAAUGCUAUGUUCAACAUGAAAAAAUGCUGGGCUACAGACGCAGCUUCUACUGAAAACCUUGCCUACGAUGGAUGGUUCAUAACAUUAUAUAAUGUCGAAUUAGAUAGAACCAACAUAACCCUUUCUGAAAAUGUGAAAAAAGAAGUGCCUUGUUCAUGGAACCCCGCAGCACUUGCCGAGUUCAUCGAAAAAUAUGGUACCCAUGUAAUAGUUGGGGUGCAGAUGGGAGGCAAGGAUGUGGUACAUAUCAAACAGACAAAAAACUCAGAUUUAACGUCGACUGAAGUGCAGAAGUUGCUAAAGCAAUUAGCUGACGAGAGGUUUUCUGAGGUUUCAAAUCAAAGUUCUAAUGUCAAUCCUGUUGACAAAUCAAGAAAAUCAAAGGGUAAUCAAGGGCACAAGAACAAACCUAACCCUACUGCUGGCAGGCCAGUCGUGAGAAGUCACUCCAAGAAUGAUGAUGUUGUGAGCAUUUCUGUUCGAAGAGGGGGUAUUGAUAAUGGUCAAUCUUACAACAAGUGGCUUUCAACCAUAUCAAAGUGUCCUAAUGUCAUAUCAAUGUCUUUGGUGCCUAUCACUUCCCUUCUCAAUUCUGUUCCAGGCAAUGGAUUUUUAAGUCACGCUGUGAAUUUGUAUCUUAGAUAUAAACCUGAAAUAGAAGAGCUUCAUCAAUUUCUAGAAUUUCAGUUGCCUCGGCAAUGGGCACCAAUGUAUGGUGAUCUACCUCUUGGAUUCGGCCAUAAGUAUAAGAAGAGCAUGUCUCCAUCACUUCAGUUCACUCUCAUGGGACCAAAGCUUUACGUUAACAUCAUGAAGGUUGAUUCUGGAAACCGGCCUGUGACAGGUAUCCGUUUAUACUUGGAAGGCAAGAAAAAUGACCAUCUGGCAAUCCAUCUGCAGCAUCUUUCAGAGGUUCCAGGAGCCCUUGAAAUUUCAGAUGAUCAUGGUUAUGAUCCCGUUGAUGAAGCAGAUGACCGAGGGUACUAUGAGCCUGUGAAAUGGAGCAUGUUUUCCCAUGUCCACACAGCACCUGUGAAGUACAGUAGCUCCCGGAUGGACGAGUCCACAGCCAUUGUGACAAAAGCGUGGUUUGAAGUUAAGGUUAUGGGAAUGAAGAAAGUUCUUUUCUUGAGACUUGGAUUCUCCACAGUAGCAUCUGCGACAAUUCGCAGAUCAGAAUGGGAUGGACCUUCAACAUCGUCUAGAAAGUCAGGAUUCUUCUCAGCAUUGAUGAGUACUAGGCUUAGCAAGGAAUUGCAGUCAGCAGAGAAGCCUACUAAAGUUGAAAUAAACUCAGCAAUAUAUCAUGCUGGACCACCUGUGCCAGCAAGAGCUCCAAAAAUGCUGAGUUUAGUGGACACAAAGGAAAUGGUUAGGGGCCCUGAGGAUCAACCAGGGUACUGGGUGGUCACUGGGGCAAAGUUGUGUGUAGAGGGUGGUAGAAUCUCAAUCAAGGCAAAGUAUUCGUUGUUGACUAUAUUGUCGGAAGAAUCUCUUCUCUAGCACAAGUUAUUGUUUUCUUGUAAAUAUCUUAUACCAUUUAUUUGAAGAAAAAAAUAGAUAUAUAUGGGGGGAGUGUCAUCUCGUGCUAAGUGGCCUGAGUAUGGCAAUGUUAGUUGAUUGUUUGUUGGUGGAUUAUGGUUUUCUGACUUUGUUUUGGUGCAAAAUGCCUUCAAUAAUAAAUAAUAGUAUUUGGAAUGGGGAAUCA